AAUUCAAAGACUGGCACUAAUGCACAUUGCACUCGCACUCGGCAUUCUCGCAUUCUCGGCAGACGGCAAUACGGAACCAGCAGUCAGCGCCACUUGCUUUGAUGCUUUAGUUUGUUUUUCCGUGUGUCCAGCGACCACGCCGAGCCGUCCUUAAAGACUUUUGAAACCCAAAUCCACCAAACGUUCUGCAAGGUCUCUAUAGGGUAUAUUUCUGCGUUAUCAGAGGAGAUAGGCGAGAUAGCGCAAUGGACCACCCUUAUUCCGCAGAGUAUGCGAAAAGUGGAAGAUCGAAGUGUAGAGGCUGCGGCGAAUGCAUUGAACAUGGAUUGUUGAGAUUCAGCAUUAGCACCCAGCUUUCCUACUGGUUCCACAAGGAUUGCUUUUUCAAGAGGCACAAACCAGGAAAAACAGCAGACAUCGCCAAAUUCUCAUCAUUGAAAGCUGACGACAAGGCCUAUAUUCGAGCCAAUAUUGGAGCUCAACAGGGAGAUCCAGAAAUUUCUGAGCAGACCGCAAUGCUAGAUGUCUCAGAUGACGAAGAUGACAAUUAUGAAGACUUGGACAGUGCUGAAGAAGAAAGCCCGAAGAAAAAGCCAAUAAAAGCCAAAAAAGGGGCAAGACGAUUGAAAGUUAAAGUUGGGCAAAGAUCAAAGUUCAUGGUUGACUACUCCCUAUCAAAUCGGUCCACUUGCUGCUCCUGUCACGAGAAAAUUGAGAAGAGUGUGGUGAGAGUUGCUAAGAUGGAUUACACAUCCAACAAAGGCAAAGCUUUGAAUGGAAUUCCUCGCUGGUACCAUGUAAAGUGUUUUGCAAACAACAGAGACUUCUUUGAAUUUUGGGACAGUGCCGAGGGCCUCCCUGGAUUCUUUGCUCUAAAAUCUAAAGACCAAAAAGAGCUGUUGAACUCUUUGCCUGAAAUGACUCUUGACAGAGCCAAGGGUGCUGGAAGUUGGAAGAUAAAGAAGAUAGAAGCUUUUUGCUUUAAAAAGAUGACUGAGCAAUUAGCUGCUCUCAACAUGAAGGACUAUGAAAGCAUCCUCAAGCAUAACAACCAAGAUGUUCCUAAACAGGCCAGGAGGAACCACCUUCUUGAUUUGGUAAACAAUGCUGCCAAAAAUGGUGUGCCAGACAAAUGCCCAAAGUGCAACUCGGAUGGACUAAUCCAGCAAGAUGGAUCUGAUGUGUUUGAAUGCCAAAACAUGAAAGAUGAGAUCGUUUGUGGUUACAAGAGCUCUGACCCACCUCGUACAGGGCUCAAAAUCCCAGAGAAAUUGAAAGAGGAAUUUGAAAUUUUGAAAAAUUACAACUUUGACAUUGCUGAGAAAAAGCAACCAGACCAGGCUACUGCCACCUGCUCAUUCUCUCUUAAUGCUGAUGCUCCAGAAUUUGUACCAAGACCCAAGCCUGUGGUCAAGAAGGGCCCAUUGAGUGGCAUGGAGUUUGCUGUCAUUGGUGUUCCUGAGGCAAAGGAGAAAAUUCUGCAGCUUGGCGGAAGAGUUGUUACUUUCUUUGACAGGAAAACUAAAGCUGUGGUCACAAAUGAAGACAGCAUCAAGAAGCUUCAAGCAAACAAUAAGAGGCGAUUUUACUACAUCGAGGAGCACCUCACCCCUGUUGUUGGAAUUGAGUUUCUAGAUCACGUUGGAAAGGGAAAGAAUUUGAAACGUUUGCUACAAGAGUUUGAUAUGUCUGCCCAAUGGCUCUAUGAUAUUGACCCUCACAGAUUUGGAUUUGGAAAUUACGGAGGCUAUGGGUAUGGCUGCUGGUAGAAAAUCUAUCAUCUGAAAAAGUAAGAUUUUUGACUAAAAGCACCAAUACGGAAUUUGAUAAUUAUGCAAGUGUGCUUUUUAUGAAUAAAAUAACAUUCAUUUUAAUAAAGAAGCAAA
Neocloeon triangulifer is the source of this 1886-nucleotide messenger RNA. RefSeq names its product poly [ADP-ribose] polymerase-like. The transcript has 11 exons. Lineage: Eukaryota; Metazoa; Arthropoda; Insecta; Ephemeroptera; Baetidae. Gene Ontology annotation, molecular function: polynucleotide 3'-phosphatase activity; ATP-dependent polydeoxyribonucleotide 5'-hydroxyl-kinase activity; zinc ion binding. Bases 246 to 1769 code for a protein of 507 amino acids. Gene Ontology annotation, biological process: DNA repair. The record is from RefSeq and is a predicted model, not a curated record.